This is a messenger RNA of Oldenlandia corymbosa var. corymbosa, 918 nucleotides long. NCBI's taxonomy places the organism in Eukaryota, Viridiplantae, Streptophyta, Magnoliopsida, Gentianales, Rubiaceae. The record is from the annotation of a GenBank genome assembly.
AUGAAUGCCAUUCGUGAGAAAAGAUUCCUGAAUACUGACAGAAGAGCAGCUCCAGCAACAGAGGAGGAUCUCGGGAGAGAUGUGGGCUUCCAACAACUCCAUACAGAAGCAUCUCUUCCCGAUUCUGACUCAGGUAGCUUUUAUUCAUCUUCAUCUCAUUUAAUGGCCUCUGAUAAUUUGAGUGUUUCUGCUUUUGCCUCUUCGGAUGAGGAGAUGCCUGAGUCCUUCUAUCAUAUACCUGAGGUGCCUUCCCAUGAGGAUUUGUCUGACUCGGCAUCAUAUGUGCCUUCCCUGUUUAUCCCCAAUGUUCCUGAUUUUCCAUCUUUUGAUGAUGACUCUGUUCACCUCAUCUCUGUACUAGAUAUUGUGUUGUUUGAUUCUGAGUCUAGUAUUAGAGAGUCUGUAAUUGCAUCAAUGAAUGCUUUUGAUGAUUUGGACAGCUCUGUGAAGGAUGAAUCUACUUUGUUGCAAGUCUCAGAAAAUACUGCGCAAAUGUACUAUUCUUCUGACGACCCUGCUUCAAAGCAUUCCUCUUGUAAUAGACAGGAUAGACAGGCUAGAUAUUUUAGAGCCUUGAAAGGCAAAAGGAAGCUGAGUAAAGUGACCAACAGAAAAAAGCCAGGAUGGUCAAUGCCAGUUUUUUUAAUGGAGGAGGAGCCGGAUCAUAGUUCAGAUUCAAGUGUUAGCCAAAGCCACCUGAAGGAUGGCAGUAGGAGCUCUGAAAACAAAGAGGCGGUUGCUAGGGCUACCAAUACUACUCAUCAUACUACUCAGAAAACAGGUCCAUGGAGAAUGACGAUUGAGCGUGAUCGGUUGUAUGCAUCCUCAAAUUCAGAAAGUGACAGGAAGAGACACUCAGACACCCCCCCUGGAGGACGUCAUGUGCUCCCAUGUGAAGCGGAAGAAAGAUCACACUGA